This is a messenger RNA of Spathaspora passalidarum NRRL Y-27907, 420 nucleotides long. RefSeq lists its product as uncharacterized. The record is from RefSeq and is a predicted model, not a curated record. NCBI's taxonomy places the organism in Eukaryota, Fungi, Ascomycota, Pichiomycetes, Serinales, Debaryomycetaceae. The coding region runs from base 1 to 420 and encodes 139 amino acids. The transcript has a single exon.
AUGACGGUCUCAAUUGAAAGAUAUCCCCGAAUAAUAAUCCAAUAUUGUAAUAAAUGCAAGUGGCAGAAUAGAGCAGUAUGGUAUUUACAAGAAAUCCUACAAACAUUCCCUGAAGAAAUUCAAGAUAUUUCCUUACAGCCGAUUUUAGACCAGCCGGGGGUAUUUCAAAUUGUGUUGGUAACAUCAAACUCCGCCAGUGAGAUCAUAUACAAACGGAAAUUCAAAUCCAAAGAAUUGCAAGAAAAGUAUGCUGAUGAAGGCGAGGAAAAAUAUACAUAUGACGGUUUCCCCGAUUCAAAGUUUAUUAAAGUAUUAAUAAAGAAUAAGUUGGGAUUGCAAGUUGGUAAACAUAUUGACCGGGGACUGGACUACAAAUUAAACGACGGAACCGCAUGUGUCGAUUGUAGAAAAGAGGAAUAA